Molecule: messenger RNA, 336 nt
Organism: Puccinia graminis f. sp. tritici CRL 75-36-700-3
Lineage: Eukaryota; Fungi; Basidiomycota; Pucciniomycetes; Pucciniales; Pucciniaceae
Product: 60S ribosomal protein L36
Exons: 4
Coding region: 1-336 (111 amino acids)
Biological process (GO): cytoplasmic translation
Cellular component (GO): ribosome; cytosolic large ribosomal subunit
Molecular function (GO): structural constituent of ribosome
Source: RefSeq, a predicted model, not a curated record
AUGGCAAGAGCUCAAUCCACCAGAGUAGCAGCGACCCGAACAGGUCUCCCUCGAGGUCUCAACUCGGGCCACAAGACCACUCCUCGGGUCCUUCCCAACAAGCCAUCUCACUUCAAGGGACGAGCCUCCAAGCGUACUACGUUUGUUCGUUCCAUCGUACGUGAGGUUGCCGGCUUUGCCCCUUACGAACGUCGAGUUAUGGAAUUGAUCCGAAACUCAAAGGACAAGAAAGCCCGAAAGUUGACCAAACGCCGACUCGGUACCCUUCGUCGUGCCAAACGCAAAGUUGAUGAGCUGACUGGUGUGAUCGCUGAAACCCGAAGAGCUGGUCAUUAA